GUCGUUUUAAAGGUGUGUAAACAUUAACCAGAGCCACAGAGAGCUCAGGCUUCGAGGGAGCGCAGUGUGAGGGGCAGAAAUCUUAAAUCGUGAAGGAGCAGAAUUUCAGGAUGCCUCUGGACUUCAAGCUUAGCGUUUACUUCUGCUUCGUGAUCAUUUCAUCCGUACGAACGUCGCUCGCUCGUUCGCAUUCUGAUACGGAAGAAUCGCUGAAAGACGACAAUCAGGUCUCACGUACAGAGGAGCGCUUAGAGGACGCUUUUGAGGAGCAAGGAUAUUACCUGCAGCGCCUGUUCCUGGAGUAUGGCAGCAACGGCACCCUGACCUAUGAAGGUCUACAGAAGUUACUGGGCAGCCUGGGACUUGGCGAGGUCAGCGUCCUGGAGAUCAGACACGGUGCGGUGAUGCAUUCUUCUCCAAGCCUGGCUCAUAUUCACCAACAUUUAAAAGAAGACCAUCAUCAUCAUCCUCAUCAGCCCUCAUCAACUCAAGACUCUGAGACUCUGACGAUUAAAGCGAAAGAAGAGAUUCCUGCAAUCGAUGUCAAAGUCGUGGUGCACGGAUCUUCAGGACAGGGAGAUGGUUCACAAACGACAUCAUCGCUUGGCACAGAAAAAACAUUACUGCUCUCUGAUCAUCCGACAAAGAAUCACCUCCAUGAGAAUUGUCUGAACGUCACACAGCUUCUGUGGAACUUCGGCUUGGAUCAGGCGUCUCACAUCACCCCAGAUCACUUCACCUUCCUGUGUCCCGCUCUGCUCUAUCAGAUAGACAGCGGCGUGUGUCUCCGCCACACGAACCCUCACACGCAGAAAGACGGAAAUAGUGUGGCUUUUCUCAGAGCUCUGGGUUGGGCCUCUGUGUCGCUGUUAGUAAUCAGUCUGCCGUCCCUCCUGGCCCUCGGACUGACUCCUCUGGUACCCCCUGCUGCCCUACGGAGCUUCCUGUGCCCCAUGGCGGCCAUGGCAGUGGGCACGCUUUGUGGAGACGCCCUGCUGCACCUACUGCCUCAUGCGAACUCUGGGCCACACAGCGAUCACCAGAAUGCAGUGUUAAAGGGCUUAAGUGUACUCGGGGGACUUUACCUGCUCUUCAUGUUUGAGAGUAUUCUUAGUCUCAGACACAGCUAUAAGAAGUCAAAGAAAAGAAAGCAGAAUGUAACAGAGGCUCGGGAGAUGGAGGCGUUAGAGGGUUCUUCUACUCUUGAUUGCUCUGUGAACCCUGAGUCUGGUCACGGUCAUUCUCAUACAGCGCCGGAUCGAAGCUCCUCCAGCCUCAGCACCGUCGCCUGGAUGGUCAUCAUGGGAGACGGGAUCCACAACCUCACUGACGGGCUAGCGAUCGGUGUGGCGUUUUCUCAGAGCCUGACUGGAGGACUCAGUACAGCUAUCGCUGUCUUCUGCCAUGAGCUUCCUCAUGAGCUGGGUGAUCUGGCCAUGCUGCUGGCUGCAGGUUGGCCUAUACGAAGAUUGGCACUCUUCAGCUUGCUCUCGGCCCUGCUGGGCUACGUGGGGGUGCUGACUGGUACUGCACUGGGGCACCAGUGGGCACAGCACUCGCCCUGGAUCCUCACACUCACCGCUGGAGUCUUUCUCUACGUGGCCCUCACUGACAUGAUGCCUGAGAUGCUGCAUGGAGACCGAGGUUCAGCGAGUCCCCUCAUCUCUUUUCUCCUGCAGAGCGUCGGCCUGCUCACCGGAGGAGCCAUCAUGCUGUGCAUCGCUCUCUUCGAGGAGAACAUCAGCGUUAACUUGGGGGAUGGAUGAGAGACAGAAAAUAGCACGUGUGGAAUCAUUGACCAGCACCAAACCUUGCUAAAGUGGACUUCUCUUAGCUACUUGGGUUUGCGUACUGAAAGAACUGUACAGGAAGGAGGAAAGCAGCAACAUUUUUUUCUGCUACGUAGUUUUAUAUUAAGGAUUUUUAAUCUGACAUGUAAUUUAAUAAUUGGUCACUUAUUACACCUGAUAAAGACAUCUGAUAUAGCGUAAUAUCGUAAUAUUUUGCAUUAACUGAUGUGCUGUACGUUAAAUGUAUAAAUUUCUAUCUUGUGUGUGAAUAUCAGUGCUAGCCAGCAACAGUUUAUACACUUUACAGCUAAUGCUACAUAGACACUAGCCUAAAAACUAGCCAACUGACCUGAGAAGAUUUCUGUAAAUAUUUUAAAAUUGUAUUUCUAAACAUUUCAUCUUUAUAAUAAUCAUCUUUACAGCUAAUUCUAAGUAAUACAUAAAUAAAUAUCCAGCUAGCAAGAGCUAA
Messenger RNA from Tachysurus vachellii, 2259 nucleotides. RefSeq names its product solute carrier family 39 member 5 (gene slc39a5). The transcript has 12 exons. Gene Ontology annotation, cellular component: membrane. Gene Ontology annotation, molecular function: zinc ion transmembrane transporter activity. Gene Ontology annotation, biological process: intracellular zinc ion homeostasis; BMP signaling pathway; zinc ion import across plasma membrane. Bases 111 to 1766 code for a protein of 551 amino acids. The record is from RefSeq and is a predicted model, not a curated record. NCBI's taxonomy places the organism in Eukaryota, Metazoa, Chordata, Actinopteri, Siluriformes, Bagridae.